GUUUCAGUAUUAAAGCUGAGUGUCAUGGCCACGAUUGAAGAAAGUGUUACAGUGUUGUACAUUUAAAUUGUGUUAAAAAUUUUUCACAAACAAUCAAGCAAUAAGCAUGCUGAUAAAGGGGUGGCGUUUGAUUCUUAUCCAUUUUCUUAUCGCUUGGAAAACGGAUUAAUUAAGUAUAAAGCGGACUAGAACGUGUACGAUCAAGCGAAUAUCCGGCGGAGAGUAAUCACACAGAAAGGACGAAGAAAAACGCCGUAAAGUUUCACGGCGUGAAAGGAACGGAAACAGAGGAUUGCAACAAUGUCUAAGAAGACUAAUUGCAACAAAAUGUUAGUUCAUCAGUUAUCAUCUGUGUUACCUGAUGACAGGCCCAUCACUUCCAUAAGUGUUGUUGAAGAUAUAGAUAAGUGUCCACCAAAUUUUACAGUGGUGUCAAGAACAUAUGAUCAAGAUACUGAUGCUGAUUUAUGGCGAGAAAGUGGACUCUUUAUUAAAAAGAAAGGGAGAUACAUAUGUUUUUCAAAGACUGAAGGGUUAUCUCAGUGUGUGGUCGAAGAUAUAGUAGUUAUUAAUGAACGAGAUACUCCACCGGAAGGAUACAGCAUAAUUUCUUAUACUGUAGAUUCAUUGCAGAAGGCAUGGAGGAAGAAGCAGGUGUGCUAUAAAAUUAGAAAUAAGGAACUUUGUUCAAAAGCAGUUACUGAUAUUAUCAUAUGUAGUAGAGUUAUACAUAAGGUUUAUACAUCUAAAAUGGCACCAAACGGGUUUAUUGCUGCUGGUAUCAUCAAUGGAGUUUGUGUUUGCUACAAAACUGUGGAUAUUGUAAAUGGCAAUUCGAAUUCACAAUCGUAUGUUAAUAUAGAUUUACUUCAAAGUGCUUCCCCAAAUCCAUCAAAUGGAACACCCCAUAGAGUACCUCCUGAAAGGCCACCAAAACCAAAGUUUUCGCCAAAACCGACAAACGGGGUUUAUCCACAAAUUAGUGGGAAUGGGGGAAAGGAUAAUGAAGAAUCUAGCGAUAGAGAUUACGAAAUUCUGAGUCCUAGUGCAAGAAUUAGACCAACAAGACCUGCUCCACAACCUCCAACAUCAACAGUUGUUGGAUCUACAUCAAUUUAUGGUACAUUGCUAGGGUCCUCUGAUUUGGAUGGAAUCCCAUUUGUUCUUAAUCCACGUAUAAUUGUUCAAUCUGAUUCUUCUUCCAAUAAACUACCUAUGAUUAGGGUUUGGACUCAGAAAGAUUUGGAUAAAGAGUUUUUUUACGAUUUUCGUGCAGAGAGAGAAACUUGAAGAAACCACUGUGCCAAACUAAUUGUGUGAUUCUUCAUGCAAUUUUUCAGCUAUGUCUAUACAUUUGUAUUGAUAAUAUAGCACUAGCCAAGUGUAAUAGAGUGCCUGAACGAGUGAUUUAUACUAACCCGCGAAAAUGGAAUCCUUUUAAAACAUUUACCGAUGAAAUGUUCGAAUUUAAAUAUUGUCCAUUUUCUGAAGUACUUUUUUUUUUUCGUGUCCUAUUUAGAUUUUAAUA
This is a messenger RNA of Eufriesea mexicana, 1528 nucleotides long. It is a transcript of the gene Mvb12, whose product is annotated as multivesicular body subunit 12-like Mvb12. NCBI's taxonomy places the organism in Eukaryota, Metazoa, Arthropoda, Insecta, Hymenoptera, Apidae. The record is from RefSeq and is a predicted model, not a curated record. Bases 301 to 1290 code for a protein of 329 amino acids. The transcript is spliced from 8 exons. Gene Ontology annotation, cellular component: cytosol; ESCRT I complex. Gene Ontology annotation, biological process: receptor catabolic process; viral budding; endosome to lysosome transport via multivesicular body sorting pathway.